AUGGCAAAUUUUACUUGAGUUAUUUGUCUUCUAUUUGUAAUUAAUUAUGCAAUAGUAUUUUAAAUAUCUGCCGUUUGGUAAAUUAUGAAGGACAAAGUUUUACUGAACAAUAAGAGGGAUGACUCAUUUCAUUUGCAGACUAAAGUAACAGCUGUUGAAAUACCAUUAACAGUGUCUAGUUCUCAGAAACACAAGUUAAAAGAACUGAAAAUUGUUAGCAGUAUAGCGGUCUUUUUCCUUAAAAAAUGCUGGAUGACAUGCAGUGCAGCAGUAUUUGUAAUUUUUGUUAUGUAUUGGUGUUACGGAAGCAUCAUCGCCUUCAUAUUAUUUAAUUUUGCUCUAUCUGGUUUGAUUUUCCAAAUUGGAGAUUAUCUCUUGUAUCAUCCAGAACAACCACCACAGUCUCGCCUUUACAUUCCUUUGCCAUCUCUGUUUGGUUUGCCUUACGAUAGUAUUUUUAUCAAGACUUCAGAUGGUGUGAAACUACAUUGCUUUUUCAUAAAACAAGAUACAUCUAUUAUUGGUCAGGUACCAACUGUGUUAUACCUUCAUGGAAAUGCUGGCAAUAUUGGUCACAGGUUACCUAAUGUUCAGGGACUCUUUCAGUCUUGUGGCUGCAAUAUAUUAUUGCUGGAAUACAGAGGUUACGGGCACAGUGAAGGUUCCCCAAGUGAAGAAGGUCUGUAUCUAGAUGCACAAGCUGGUUUGCAAUAUUUACUACAAGUUCCUUUUAUUGAUAAGACGAAAAUUGUUGUUUUUGGGCGAUCUCUCGGUGGAGCAGUUGCAAUCGACCUUGUAAGCCGACCAAAGUUUGGUAAACAUGUGUUCAUAUUAAUGGUUGAAAACACCUUCACAAGCAUUCCAGAUAUAGCAAGACAAAUGUUUAAUUUUAAAAUCAUCAAAUGGCUUCCUGACUGGGCAUUUAAAAAUCAAUUUUUGUCUCUAAGAAAAGCCAAAAAAAUUAAGAGGCCAUCACUUUUUAUUUCUGGUCAAGCAGAUCUUCUCAUCCCUCCUAGUAUGAUGAAAGCACUUUGUCAGGCUUGUGGAAGUCCUAUCAAAAGGUUUCAUUCAUAUGAAUUCGGCUCUCAUAAUGAAACUUGGCAAUGUAAAGGUUAUUACAGAUCAAUAAACAUGUUUAUAGAUGAUGUAAGUCUUUAG
Molecule: messenger RNA, 1158 nt
Organism: Uloborus diversus
Lineage: Eukaryota; Metazoa; Arthropoda; Arachnida; Araneae; Uloboridae
Product: protein ABHD13-like
Exons: 6
Coding region: 85-1158 (357 amino acids)
Cellular component (GO): membrane
Molecular function (GO): palmitoyl-(protein) hydrolase activity
Source: RefSeq, a predicted model, not a curated record